This is a messenger RNA of Penicillium verhagenii, 3723 nucleotides long. RefSeq names its product mRNA-binding protein RRP12. The transcript is spliced from 4 exons. Lineage: Eukaryota; Fungi; Ascomycota; Eurotiomycetes; Eurotiales; Aspergillaceae. Bases 1 to 3723 code for a protein of 1240 amino acids. The record is from RefSeq and is a predicted model, not a curated record.
AUGGCGACUCUGGCGGAGAAGCUCGAGAAGAUCAAGUCUCCCAAGCUGCAGAAUCAGCACCACACUGCCGUGGUGCUCUCUGCAGUGGAGGAUACUCUUCGCGAUCAAAAAGCCGAUUUCUCCCCUACCGCGUACUUUGCGGCCCUCCUUGCCUUGCUUUCCCAGUCGCUUUCGGCUGAGCAAGGUAUCGUCAACAAGGAUUUGGCAACUUCCGUCGUCUACCUGCUCGAUAUCACCACCGAAUAUGUCCCUGCCCCCAUCCUCCGUUCCAAAUUCUCCCAGAUCCUCACUGGUCUCGCGCCUGCAUUGUCACUUCCUGAGGUUGAAGCCCCGCUUCUGCGACCCUCAAUUGGAAGUCUUGAGUCGUUGCUGGUCGCCCAAGAUGCCGCUGCAUGGAACCUUCCGCACACCGCGAUCGGUCCUCGUCGGGCCACGGCCGGUCUGCUGAGUCUGUCCGUUGACCACCGUCCCAAGGUGCGCAAGCGCGCCCAGGAGGCUCUGAUUAAGGUUCUCAAGAACCCCCCGCCAAGCCCCUCUUUGGAUCACCCGGCUGCAGACAUGUGCGCCGAGUCGGCCAUGAAGACUCUGGGCGACGCCAUCACAGCUGCGACCAAGCAGAAGAAGAACCGCCAAGAUGCACAGGCUCGGGAGAACCACGAGCCUAUGAUUAUCCACUCCUUGCAGUUGGUCAAGACCAUUGCUUCGGCAUCGGGUGGCUGGCCCAGCAAGAAGAUCGAGGCUCUCUGUGAGUUGCUGAUGAACGCUUCUCGCUCCAUGAACGAGUACAUCACUAUGGGUGCGUUCGAAGUUUUCGAAGUCAUUUUCGAGGGUAUGGCGGAUGAGUUCUCCUCCUCGAAGCUUCCCCGUCUUUUGGACGCCAUUUCCGAACUUAAGCCCGCACAGAACGACUCACAGCUCCUCCCGCCCUGGAUCGCUGUCCUGUCGCGUGGUUACGAUGUGUCUGCUCAGAUUGAGCCCGAGGAGACAUUUGCUAAGCUCCCCGAACUUUUCCAGAUGAUCGCUGGUUUCUUGGCGUCUCCCUCCCACAACAUUCGCGUCUCGGCAUCUGAAUGUCUGAUCUCGUUCCUGCACAACUGCAUCCCCAACAGUGUCAUCAUCGAGCCUUCAAUUUAUGAUGAGAAGUCUCUUGAGAAGUUGGCCCGCGCUGCUGCUGAUUUGCUGUCUGUGAAGUACCAGGCUGCUUGGAUCGAAGUCUUCAACGUCUGCUCCGCUCUGUUCGAUUGCUACAAGUGGCGAUCCAGCCCAUUUUUGGUUGAUAUCGUCUCGACCAUCGGCGAGUUGCGUAGCAAUGAGUCUUUCCACGGUAAGAAGGAAGCCGACGCCGUCCUCGGAAGUGCCAUCGAGGCCAUGGGCCCCGCUGCCGUUCUCGAGAUUUUGCCAUUGAACAUCAUCGAGCAAAAGAACGGCCAGCCUGGUCGCGUUUGGAUGCUGCCCAUUCUCCGUGACAGCGUGACAAACACCAACCUGGGACAUUUCCGUUCCGAGUUUGGACCCCUCAGUGAGGCACUUUACCAGAAGAUGGUAGACUUCCAAUCCCUGGAGAAGCCCGUUGAGGCAAAGAUCUUCGAGACUCUUGUCCAGCAGACUUGGGGUAUUCUCCCCGGAUACUGUGAGCUCCCGCUCGAUGUUGUAGAGUCCUUUGACCAGAGCUUCGCCGAGCUGCUGGCAAAUGUCCUUUACAAGCAGACCGAUCUGCGUGUCGAGAUUUGCCGCGCUCUGCAGAACUUGGUUGAGUCAAACCAGGCUAUUCUGUCCAUCGAGGCUGAGCAGGAAGACCUGAUUCUGCAGCGCCGUAUCACCAAGGCUGCCGCUACCAAGAACAUCGCCCAUUUGGCUGGCUUUGCUAGCAACUUCCUCGCUGUGCUGUUCAACGUUUACAGCCAGACCCUUCCCCACCACCGCGGUUUCAUUCUGCAGUGCAUCAAUGCCUACUUGAGCAUCACUCCCGAGAACGAACUUAACGAGACUUUCGCUCGGGUGACCACAGCGCUCGAGGAGUCAUUGGUUACGGAGCAGAACAACCCUACUAAGCAGGAUCCUUCCAACAAGAUGCCCCCGACCUCGCACACCUUGAUCGACCUGGUCAUUGCUAUGUCUAUCUACCUUCCCCGUUCCAGCUUCUCCGGUCUCUUUGCUAUGGCCGCCGCUAUCCUGAACGGAUCUUCUCCCAACCCCGAUCAGCAGCUCAUCAAGAAGGCCUACAAGCUGAUUCCCCGACUUGGCUCGACUGAGACUGGCAGCGCUGCUUUGCAGGAGCGUAGCGGUGAAUUGCAGGCUCUGAUGCUUGGUACAAUCGAUAAGACUCCGGCCUCUGGUCGUCGAGACCGUAUGCUCGCUAUUCACGAGCUGAUCACCCACCUUCCCACUUCCGAACUCCACUUCAUUCCCGCUAUCCUGUCCGAGGUGGUCCUGGGAUGUAAGGAGAGCAACGAGAAGGCCCGCACAGCCGCCUUUGAUCUUUUGAUCCACCUUGCCCGCCGCACUAGCGACGACGAGCGCAACCCCGCUGGCACUGUGAUCCGCAACUCUCUGGUCUCCCAUAUGCCCGAUGAUGCCCCCGAUGCUCCCGCCAACAUUGAGGAGUUCUUCACCAUGGUGUCUGCCGGUUUGGCCGGUUCUUCCCCUCACAUGGUUGCUGCUUCCGUCACAGCCCUCUCCCGCCUGUUUUUCGAAUUCCAGACUAAGCUCCGCGCCGAGGUCCUCUCUGACCUCGUCCAAACCGUUGAGCUCUUCCUCACCAGCAACAACCGUGAGAUUGUCCGCUCCGUCCUUGGCUUCGUCAAGGUCGCCGUUGUCGUUCUCCCCGACGAUGCCCUGCGUCCCCGCCUUGCCACUCUAGUGCCCAACCUCAUGGCUUGGAACAAGGAGCACAAGGGUCGCCUCCGCAGCAAGGUCAAGGGUAUCAUCGACCGCCUUGUACGCCGCUUUGGUGCCCCACUGAUGGAGAACUUGGUCGGUGAAGACGACCGCAAGCUUGUCGUGAACAUCCGCAAGCAGCGUGAGCGCAACAAGCGCAAGAAGAAGGAAGGUGCCGAGGGCUCCGACGACGAAGGUGACGAUGACAAGGCUGCCGAACAGCAACAAUCCGGUGGCAACGCCUUCGACAAGGCGGUUUACGGAUCCGACUUCUCCGAUGACUCAGAUGACGGCGACGACGGCUCAGACGUCGAAGUCGAUGAGAACACCCGUAUCAAGGGCAAGAAGGACAGAUCCCACCAGAAUGCCCAGUACAUCCGCGAGACAUCUCCUGAAGAUAACCCGCUUGAUCUGCUCGCUCCUGAUGCCCUGGCCAACAUUUCCACCACAAAGCCUAACCUCCGUUUCCUGAACACCGGUCCCGGCUCUAAGCGCAAGCACGCUGCCAAGUUCGAUCCGAACGGCAAGCUGAUUCUGGGCGACGAUGAUGCCGACGCUGAUGUCGAGAUGUCUGGUGACGCCCCCGCUGCUGGUGGUGUCAAUGCCUACCUAGCGGCCGUUAGCGGUCCGGAUGCCGUCCGUCGUGGCCAGAAGGGUAAGGUCAAGAUGGGACAGGCCAAGCGCCGUGGCGGUGACGCUAUGGAUCUCGACGAGGAUGAGGAGGCCGCUUUGAACGAGGAUAUGCGUAACAAGGGCCCGAACACUGGUCGUCGCGGUCUUGGUGCGCCCAAGUCCCCCGGUGCCCCCGGUGGAGGCCGGAUCGAGAAGAACCGUCCCCACGCCUAG